CACAACAUUUAGAAUAACUCGAAAUGGAAGGGAUCCAACGAGAGAGUCGAACUUAUCGUUAAUUUUAUUAUAUUAUACUCUUCGUAAUGGCAGCAUCAAAUGUUAUCGAGCUAUUGGAGAAGCUUAUAAAGAUCUUCAAAGAGGAACAAGUGUUUGAUCAAACUGGUGAUCGUCCUGUCAUGCAAUUCCUUCAUCCCAAAGCUUUGCAGAAGGAGAUAUCAUUUUCUUUGGACAAUGAGCCAGCAAGCGAUGAGCAAAUCGAAGACACAAUACGACAAGUUAUACGACGAUCUAUAAAAACGUUCAGUCCGGAUUUUCAUAAUAAAUUUUAUAGAGGCCUUGACGAGUAUGGAUUAAUUGGCUCCUAUUUAACAGAAAUAUUGAACACUAGCAUAGAUAUUUACGAAAACGCUCCUGUAUUUACGGUGAUAGAAGAGGUUUUAAUACAAGCGUCAUCGAAAUUGAUGGGCUAUCCAUUUCGCAGCGAUGGUAUAAUGACGCCGAAUGCUACUGUAUCGAUCAUGUAUGCAAUGAUGGCCGCUAAACAAGCAUCUCUCUCAAAUAUUAAACAGGGCUUACAUAAACAUAUUUCAUUAGCUUGUAUUACCAGUGAAUGUGGCUAUCUUUCCAUUAUGACAGCGGCUCAUUGGUUGGGCUUUGGUACCCAACACGUUUACACGGUAAAAACGGAUAAGUUUGGUCGCAUGGACAUACGUAAUCUGAAAAAAGUUUUAAAGCAAACGUCUGAAGAAAUGGGGUCAAUACCAUUUUUUAUAAACGUCUCUGCCGGCACUCCCGUAUUCGGAGCUAUCGAUCCGUUGCGGAAAAUAAUCAAAAUUUGCAAGGAAUGGGACAUAUGGAUACACGUAGAUGCUCGCGAUUGUGGUUCUUUGAUGUUCUCCAAGCUAUUCCGACGUAGAUUACAAGGCAUUGAACGUUCGAGUUCGAUAUCUUGGAAUCCGCAUAAUAUGCUCGGUGCACCAUACCAUUGUAAUAUGAUCUUGAUGCAAAGUCAAUUCGAACGUAGUACACAUUCUUAUUUACGAACAGUAAUUAACGAAGAAAGACAGUAUACAUUGAUGUACCACUCAAACACGAAUUUUAAGAGUUUACAAAGCAGUAGAAAGGCCGACGCAAUGAAAUUUUGGUUAAUGUGGAAAGCUCGCGGCAUGAGUGGUUUACAACAAUUGGUGGAAGAAGCCAUGUGGUGUGCAAAAUACUUACUGAUAAAAAUUAAUAAGACCGAUGGCUUUCGUUCGGUACUGGAACAAUACGAUAGUACCACUAUUUGCUUUUGGUACAUACCUCCGAGCAUGCGUCAUGCGAAAGAGACUCCAUUUUGGUGGAAGAAAAUAUACAUUGUCACAGCAGUAAUACAAAAACGUUUGAUUUUGAAUGGAUCUCUCAUAAUCGAUUAUGCGUCCUUACCGCAAUCGAAUCUGGGCAAUUUCUUUCGCGUAAUGGUGAAAUGUUAUCCGUUACCCACACGAAUGUCUAUGGAUUAUAUUCUUAAUCAAAUAGAAAAGGCCGGAGCUGACUUGUAAAUGAAACAUGCCC
Molecule: messenger RNA, 1557 nt
Organism: Acromyrmex echinatior (Panamanian leafcutter ant)
Lineage: Eukaryota; Metazoa; Arthropoda; Insecta; Hymenoptera; Formicidae
Product: acidic amino acid decarboxylase GADL1
Biological process (GO): carboxylic acid metabolic process
Cellular component (GO): cytoplasm
Molecular function (GO): pyridoxal phosphate binding; carbon-carbon lyase activity
Source: RefSeq, a predicted model, not a curated record